Messenger RNA from Effrenium voratum, 519 nucleotides. Lineage: Eukaryota; Dinophyceae; Suessiales; Symbiodiniaceae. The record is from the annotation of a GenBank genome assembly.
AUGGCUACGGUGGUGCAGGUGGUGGGCUCUUGGCUCAUGCAGCGCGUGCGCCUGGCCAAGAAGGCCCGGCACGCGGAGAUGACCUACACCGUGGGUGAGAUUCCGGUGGACGACGGCUGGGGUAAGGAGAUCGUCUCCCGCAUCAGCACGGACCUCAAGACCGAGGGCCGCUGCUUCAGCGACUCCAACGGCCGCGAGAUGUUGGAGCGGCGCCGCGACUUCCGAGCCACCUGGAAGCUGAACCAGACGGAGGAGGUGGCAGGCAAUUACUACCCGGUCACCACCGCACUCUUCAUUAGGGACGAGGCGGCUCAGCUGACGAUGCUUACCGACGUGUCCCAGGCGGGCACUGGCUGUGUGCGCGACGGGGAGAUCGAGCUGAUGAUCCACCGGCGGCUGCUGAAGGCUUUGCGCUCUCAGUCGCAGCUGGCUUUGCCUUUGCCGCCUUUGAAGCUUGACUGCCGCUUGCUUUCGAGCUUGGUGGCUCAAUUCUGGGGGAGCUUGGUGGCUCAAUUCUGA